GCUUCCUCCGACCGAUACGCCAACCCGAUGCCGACGACGACGAGCUCGUCGACGGCGGCGGCAGCGCAGCAGCGCCGCCGGAGUCGCCGCAAGGCGCCCCCGCCACGCCAGCCCUGGUGCUGCUCCUUCGGCCUCGACCCCUCCACGGCCGCCGCCACCGCGGCAGGCGGCGGCCGGAGCCUCCUCCCCGCGCCGCCGCGAGCCAAGCCGCCGCCGCAACAGCUCGCGCCGCCGCUCUCCCGCCGCAUCCGCUCCCCGGGACGCGUAUCCCCCAUCGACGACCUGACCUUGCCUGGCUCCGCGGGUUCGUCUGUUUCCGCGCGGCUGUCGUCCGUCACCGAAUGCCCGCCUCUGCCUCCACCGCCGCCGCCGGUGGCGGCGGCCGCUGUGGAGAAUCCGAGGGAAAUUCUGAAGCUAAGGUUGGUCGAUAAAGGCGUGAUCUUGGAGGUGGAUGAGUUGGGGAGGGUGCGCAGGGAGAGCAAGGUGGUGGGGAAGGUUCUUGGGGAACGAGGCGGCGAGGUGACGGUGGAAGGAAUGGUGGAGGUGGAGGCCUUCAGGGAGGCGGUGGACAUGAUGCUGGAAGACGAAGACGAGGCUGCUGCGAUGAGGCGGCUCGGGCGUGGUGGUGUCGCGCGAGCCAUCGACGUGCUCGAGGUAUCCUUGUCACUUAUGUUUGACAGAGGAGUUAACAAUUGUCUAAGGUAUCUGGAUGCUGUUCCGUGGAAUGAAUCUGAAGAGGAGGCAAUUAAGAAACUGGUGUACCAGCAUUCUUCGUACAAGGCAGCUUUCAGAGAUUUGCUGGCAAGGUUACAGCCAGAAAGCCCUGCCUCGUCUGCAGAACUGGUAGUUGAACUAGCCGAUUCCAUCACAAAGGGGACCAACAACAAUGCUCGGAAAGAGCUGCGGAAUUUAGUCAAUGGGAUCUUAUCAAAAUCAUCCGUCUACAUAAAGGGUGAUAAAGAGCUGGACAGCAGGAGCAUUUACUGUAUCUGCCAUUCUUGCCUGAACUCCCUGGUGGUAUUAUUCGAAGAAUCUUCGGAGUUGGCCCAUGCUGAUCAAACAUCACUAUCGUCAAUUGGAAGAAAAGGACCACUUGAGAGGAUCUACAAGCUAGUCGAGGACAUCAACUGGUUGCUGCAGAUUCUAAUAGACAGGCAAAUGGGAGAGGAAUUCAUCGACCUAUGGGCAGACCAAAAGACCCUCAGCAGCAUGCACGAACAACGGGUGUCCCCGAUGGUACGCCACGAGCUCAGCCGGAUCUCAGCCACGGUGUUCAUCGCCAUGGGGAGCGGCAAGCUCCACUGUACCGGAGACAGGAGGUUCGCCGUCUUCCAGGCCUGGUUCAGGCCAAUGCUGGUGGAUUUCAGUUGGCUCCGGAGAUACCCGAAGGGCCUCAACAUGACGGCCCUGGAGGAAGGGAUCGGUCAGGCGCUGCUGACGCUCACGCUGAAGCAGCAGCAGGCGCUGUUCUUGCAGUGGUUUGAGGCUUUCAGUGGUCAAGGCCGGGAAUGCCCUGACCUUAUCAGAGCCUUCCAGGUCUGGUGGCGCCGGUCGUUCGUGAGAUCCUUAGGUAGUAAUGGGUGAGUGGCCUUUCAUUAAGAAAAAAUAGUUUAGUAGGGUUCGAUUCUUUGCAACUCGUCAACUGAAUGUGCGCAUGGGUAUGUGCUUGUUUUUGUUUAUGCUGUGUGAUGGUAUUAUGAUAUAGCUGGUGUGCCAGAUUCCCCUGACGAAGGCAGAAGGCUGGCUGAUCUGUAUGGUUUGCAAAUUGUUUAGGUCUCUAGAGAUGUAAGAAAACAUUCUUCAGUUCAGUUUCUCCGUGUGGAGCUGAAGGUAUAUACAGAUAUCUGCUGUGGCAGUUGAGAAGCUGCACUGAUGAAUGGUGUUUAAUAAAAAUCAAUGUGACGAGAAGCAGUGGUCCAAUGCAAUGGUGAAGAUUGGUGGGAGCUCACUGGAGGAGAUGACGGGUGGUGCCCUGAGAGUUCUACAUGCAGGAGCCAGGAGAACCAGCAGAGCUUUUCUGUCUUGGGGCCCAACUAGGCUUCUGAAAAGUAUCAGCUGUAUCCAUUUGCAUCAUGUCUCGGGGGUGUAUAGUUCGUUCAAAUUUGUUUUGGUUUUGGUUCAUCAUUUUGCAAAAUGAAACUAAAUACAAUGUAAUUUUUUUGUCAAAAAGUGGUUAUUUUUCA
Molecule: messenger RNA, 2183 nt
Organism: Sorghum bicolor (sorghum)
Lineage: Eukaryota; Viridiplantae; Streptophyta; Magnoliopsida; Poales; Poaceae
Product: BTB/POZ domain-containing protein At2g13690
Exons: 2
Coding region: 28-1584 (518 amino acids)
Source: RefSeq, a predicted model, not a curated record